UUCCAUCUCGCUGGGACCACGGAGGAGCGGCCGGGGUCUAGAAGGGCAGAUCUUCUCUCACCAGCUGGGUCAGCUGUGUCACUUGCCUGGAAAUGGUACCUGCCUAAGACUGUCAGCAAUGAGAAGUGUGGACUCGUGUUUUCCUUGACCUUUCGUCACCUUGGAGGACAGCAAAGCGGAACCCGGUUGCUAACCCCGUCCCUCCUCGGCCUUGGAACAGUGAGAAAAGUUCAAUGGUGCUUGUGGUGGGAGUGAGGGGACCGGGGCUGGUUUGGAGCAGCUUAUAUAUUAAACGAUCGUAUCAAAGGCAAGCGGCAGUCUGACGAGAAGUGUAACCCGAGGAGAAAGGACACUAGUGUGUUUGAGCACGCCGAGGGAUUCUUGCCUGACCUGUCACUCUUCUAAUGCCGUAGCCUGAGCAGGUCUUUCUGGUUUUUAUGAAGGUGGUGGGAGCUGAAGGGGGUGUGGGCUUGUUUCUGUUCAUCCACGGACGUCUCUGCAAUCUUCCUAUCUCUUUUUUAAUUCCCCUCUGGAUAUAACUUGGAGAAAUAGUGUCCGUCAAGUUUGCUGCCGCUUCGACUCAACCCAGCUGAACUGAUUUUGGAAGAUACUCUUGCUUGCAUCCCUCUGGAAGCACUUCUAGGAGGAAGAGAAGCUAAAUAAAUUUCUCAUCGUUGUUGUGUAGAGGAAAUACUUUUCUUUUGACUUUGGAGUGAAGUCCUAGGAGAAUCUAUGUGAUGUCCUAAUCUCUGCCCACCAUUCUGUGUGCCGAGCAUGGGGUAGCUGUAUUUGACCAUGGUGGUCACACAGUUGCAGUUGGAGCUGUGCUUUCAUGGCAAGAAGCUGAGAGGUUUCACCUGCAAGCUGACCAGAUCAGCCAGUGGAUUUCUCCCAGAGACCUCAUUCUCCAUUGCAUCCCAGAUUUUCGUGCCCUUCCUUCUGGCUGGCUUGGGCAUGGUAGCUGCUGGGCUCCUGAUGGAUGUUGUACAACACUGGGAUGUGUUUCAGACAAUUACGGAAGUUUUUAUCCUGGUUCCUGCGCUGGUUGGUCUAAAGGGUAAUCUUGAAAUGACGCUGGCGUCCAGACUCUCUACUGCUGCUAACACCGGACAGAUGGAUGAUACCCAGAAGCAGUGGAAAUUGGCCACCUGCAAUUUAGCCCUGAUCCAGGUCCAGGCCACGGUGGUGGGACUUCUGGCUGCUGUAGCUGCUGUGAUCCUGGGAGCCAUCUCCAAGGGCUCUGUGGAGCUAAGCCAGGCGGCUGUGCUGUGUGCCAGCAGCGUGACCACUGCCUUCAUAGCUGCACUUUCUCUCGGUCUGGUGAUGAUUGGCGUGAUCAUCGGGGCAAGGAAAGUUGGGAUCAAUCCAGACAACGUUGCCACUCCCAUAGCAGCGAGCCUUGGAGACUUGAUCACCCUUUCCCUGCUGGCAGGAAUCAGCAGUACACUCUUCAAAUACAUAGACCUGAAAUACCUUUCCCCUCUGAUCUGCGCUGUCUUCAUCAUCCUGAUCCCUCUCUGGGUUGCUAUUGCCAAGCAAAGUCCUUCCCUGGCUGAAGUGCUCAAGUCCGGAUGGCAGCCGGUCAUCGUUGCAAUGAGCAUCAGCAGCAUCGGUGGGCUGAUCCUGGACAAAACUGUAACUGACCCAAACUUUGAAGGCAUGGCAGUUUUCACACCUGUGAUUAAUGGCGUCGGAGGGAAUCUGGUAGCCAUCCAGGCCAGCCGUAUUUCCACAUUCCUGCACUUCUGGAGCAUGCCUGGAGUUUUGCCCUAUAAGAUGAGGCAGAAUUGGCCCAACCCAUGUACCACGUUCUUCUCCUCAGAGGUGAAUUCCAAGUCAGCCCGAGUCCUGUUCUUCCUCGUCAUCCCAGGACACCUUGUGUUCCUCUACACCAUCCAUCUGCUGCAGGGAGGCCACACGUCUCUGUCCUUCGUCUUUGUGACACUUUAUCUGACUGCUGCUUUGCUGCAGGUGGGAAUCCUGCUCUACGUGGCUGACAUCAUUGUGCGCCUCAUGUGGAGGAAGGCCCUGGACCCGGAUAACUUCUCCAUCCCCUACCUCACCGCCCUGGGGGAUCUCCUGGGCACGGGAUUCCUGGCCGCCUGCUUCCGCCUCGUUUGGCUGCUCCGCGGCGCGGACAUGAAGCUGGGCAACUGAGCGCACUGCUCCGCGUCCGUGCUUGAACAUGGUGCUUUCCUUUGGGACAACAGGGUAUUGUCGGCGAGAGCCGGGGCACCCGGCUGCCCUGGGCAGCCCCUCCUGCCCCGUGCCCGGCCUCGGCUCCGCGUCGUGCCUUACACCCCGAGGCACCGGCACCCGCACAGCCGGCCGGGCCAGGGGAGCGCCGCUUCUGGGAGCAUUAAGGACACAUAUCAUGAGCUUUUUGAUGGGCUUUCGUCCCUUGCGUGGUGACAGCCGGCGAGGCUGGUGCGGAGCCACUGGAUUCGGUCCUUCAAAUGGAUGGGACUUCUCCAUCAGGCUCUGGCUUUCCAUCAAGGGAAAUAUUUUCAUACCUGCCCCCGUUUUCUAUCCAUCCCAUCCGCGGGGGAGGAGAGCAGCCACCUCUUCAGGUUCAUCUGCUGUCUGCGGUUCAGACACAUGGGGUCUGACACAGCGAGCUCCUUGCUGGCCUGCGCCCAGCAG
Messenger RNA from Nothoprocta perdicaria, 2643 nucleotides. It is a transcript of the gene SLC41A3, whose product is annotated as solute carrier family 41 member 3. Gene Ontology annotation, cellular component: plasma membrane. Gene Ontology annotation, biological process: monoatomic cation transport. The transcript has 10 exons. Bases 796 to 2157 code for a protein of 453 amino acids. NCBI's taxonomy places the organism in Eukaryota, Metazoa, Chordata, Aves, Tinamiformes, Tinamidae. Gene Ontology annotation, molecular function: monoatomic cation transmembrane transporter activity. The record is from RefSeq and is a predicted model, not a curated record.